AGUACAUGUCCUCAUCCAAUAUAACACUAAACCAACCUAUCCCAGGCCCUGCUCUCAAGAAGCCCUGCGUCCCAAAAGAGGAACCACAAGGCCUUCAGGAAACAGGCUCUCUACUGGCCAAUGGAAACGUAGUGGAGCACUCUUUGCCUGGAGGCAUGAUGGAAAUGGGAUUGCUACCUGGGAAUUCCUGGGGGAAAGUGUUGGGUGAAAAUUGUGGUGAACAGGUGAGUCGACGAUGUGAAGUGAGAUGUGGAGACGUAAGAGAGAAUCCAGUUGCACACCCCAACUCUUUUGGAGGCUCUCACCCAGCAGGAAAGUCCCUUCACCAGUGUUCAGAAUGCGGGAAAACAUUUAGCCGUAACUCACAUCUGCUCACCCACCUAAGGAUCCAUACUGGGGAGAAGCCCCACCAGUGUCCUCAGUGUGGCAAACGUUUUGGUCAUACUUCCCAGCUGACUCGUCAUCAGAGGACCCAUGCCUCAGAGAAACCUUUCCGAUGUGCUCAGUGCAGCCGAAGUUUUUACCAGAGUUCAGAGUUGACCAGGCAUCGAGUAUCCCAUGCAAGAGAUCGUCCGUACGGCUGCAGCCAAUGUGGGAAGAAGUUCCGUUGGAGUUCUGAUCUCAUCCGACACCAGAUCACGCAUACAGGAGAGAGACCGUACAAGUGUACUGACUGCGGGAAGAAGUUUGGUCAGAAUUCACACCUGGUUCGACAUCGGAGAACCCACACUACUUAGUCAAAAUCUUCCCAGAAUGAAAGAAAACAGUGUUUCCCAGCAUUGAAAGCUCAAUAAGGGCCAAAGCUUGGAACCAGACUGCCACUUAGCUUAGUGUCAUAAUGAGCCACAUGACAGAUGAACUUUUGAUUCAAUAUCUGCAGAGGUUUACCUGUGGAUGUGGCUCAAUUAGAAAGAAUCCAGUCUAUCUACAGCAGGAUAGGCAAGGUGGCAGUUCCAAGAGUCGAGGUGGCGCAGUGGUUAGGGUGCAGUACUGCAGGCCACUUCAGCUGACUGUUAUCUGCAG
Messenger RNA from Thamnophis sirtalis, 1023 nucleotides. Lineage: Eukaryota; Metazoa; Chordata; Lepidosauria; Squamata; Natricidae. The record is from RefSeq and is a predicted model, not a curated record.